AUGUUGAUUAUUGACUUGGCUCGAUCACCACCAGCCACACGAUUAUGGUACGGACUAUCCGUGACUAUGCUGUCCCACGCCGCUUCCGCGAUACGGAGUACACUGGAUCGCCCCAUGCACGGUGGAUCUGCCGAGUCUCCGAUGUGGCGGAAACGAGGCUUCUCGAAAAGGGACACAAGUCCCGGAAUCCGGGUGGAUUGUCAAGGUUCCACAACGGAAAAGAAGAAAGUGGCUGGGAGAGAUCCAUCGUGGUGGCUAGCUGGUGUACCAUACAGAGUAGUUAACUAUCGAUUGCCUAUUCGGGCGUAUCCAUGGUUCUAUGUUCCGCGCGGACAGUCCUCGCUGGCUAGUGGCAGCCUGUUCGACCUCAGCUCUGCUGGAUCAGAUUUGGAAUCGAAGACAUCACGGAGCUGA
Molecule: messenger RNA, 414 nt
Organism: Paecilomyces variotii
Lineage: Eukaryota; Fungi; Ascomycota; Eurotiomycetes; Eurotiales; Thermoascaceae
Exons: 2
Coding region: 1-414 (137 amino acids)
Source: RefSeq, a predicted model, not a curated record